Messenger RNA from Diabrotica virgifera virgifera (western corn rootworm), 1556 nucleotides. It is a transcript of the gene Cks30A, whose product is annotated as cyclin-dependent kinases regulatory subunit. Gene Ontology annotation, biological process: regulation of mitotic cell cycle. Bases 390 to 653 code for a protein of 87 amino acids. Gene Ontology annotation, molecular function: ubiquitin binding; protein kinase binding; cyclin-dependent protein serine/threonine kinase activator activity. The record is from RefSeq and is a predicted model, not a curated record. Gene Ontology annotation, cellular component: SCF ubiquitin ligase complex; cyclin-dependent protein kinase holoenzyme complex. The transcript has 4 exons. Lineage: Eukaryota; Metazoa; Arthropoda; Insecta; Coleoptera; Chrysomelidae.
UCCAAUUUUUAAAGCUCCAAAGUAGUUGGUUUUGACACAUAGAGCAUUGAACCCAAGCAUUAUUUUUACAAAAUAUCAUUAAAACUUACCCAUCGAGAUAUCCUUGAGCAAGAUCUAACAACUUGGUAACAAAUUCUUCAUUGCUUUUAAAUCCCAGAGCUAUUCUAAUGGAGUUCCAUUUUUUAAUGUUUUGGGAACCGAUUAAGUUUCCAGCUGGGGAUUUUUAAACACAGUUGGCUGGCCUGAAAGUUACUAAAUUCAAUUUGAUCAUCAAAAAAUCAACGGAAAACGUGACAGAAAUAUAUCUAGUGAAUAAAAGGACAAGUUUUGCAAAGUUUUUAUCGUAUAAUUUUAUGGUUUACCAAUUGUAAUACUACCCCAAUAACGCAAUGGCAUCUAUGAGCAGGGAGGAAUUAAUAAACAGUAUCUAUUACUCGGACAAAUACUAUGAUGAUGUGUUUGAAUAUAGGCAUGUUGUACUUCCCAAAGAAAUGGUUAGCGUAGUACCCAAAACUCAUUUAAUGUCUGAAGAUGAAUGGCGAGGUAUUGGAGUUCAACAAAGUAAAGGAUGGGUGCAUUAUAUGAUUCAUUUACCAGAACCUCAUAUUCUUCUUUUCAAGAGACCUAUAACAACACCUCCGCCCUCCCAAUAAGAAAUAAGUCAAAUUUUGUACAAACCCAUUCCCUAUUUUUAAGUUUUCGGAUAGUUUAUUACAGUAAAAUACCUUCAUCUGAGUAUUUGUUUUUUAAAAACUGAAAGUACUAAAAGAAAAUUAAAUAGUUUUUGAUUAUUCUUGUAGUUUAUUAAAUAAUAUUUAAAUGUUUGAGUGCUGAAGAGUAAAGAUAUUUAAAUAGAAUAACAUGAAUUCUAAACACAAAAUGGUGAAGUCUACAUAUGUUAGUAAUAACUAUAUUGUUUCAUCUCACAUAUUGCAUGAAGAGUUCCUGCCUGUGUCAUAUUUUUAAUAUAAAUGUCAAAGGAGCUGUGAAACAUAUUGUUUUUUAUGUCUUCAUAUAAUAUAUCUACAAAAUACUCUAUGGUCUUUACGUAGGGAAUUUGUACUCAGUACUUCAUACAAUUUUGAAAAGUAAUUUGAUUCAUUAUUUGUAUAGAAUAGAAUUAAUUAUCACAUAUAGGCAAAUUUUGGUAUCGAAUUGAAAACCUCUUAUUUGGUUUUGACAAAUUAUAGGAAUAAACAAAAACUGUACAAUUUGCUAAAAGAUGUGAUUAGUUAGCGAAAGAGACCUUCUGCUCUUAACCAUAAUAUAUGAGUUGUUAAUUAUAAAACACAUUGUGUUCGAAUGUAUCUUUAUGUUUGAAUUUUUAGUGAAAUUGUUUAUUCCAUACCUAGAUAAAGAUAUUUUAAUGUAAUGAUGUUAUUUAUCAAAAUGGAAGGCUGUAAUGUGUUUUAGAUCAAUAGCUACGUUUCAUUUUUAAGUAUACUUGUAUUAUAAACAUUUUUACUUGUUUUUAUUGAUAAACUUGGAUUAGUUCAUGCUUUUAAUUAGUAAAGUUUUGUGAUACUCUAAAAUAAAUCCACGUUUUUUUAUUGAAA